AUGAAUAUCAUUCUUUGUGUUCUGCUUCUAAAUGGCGUUAUUCGUCAAUGCCAAAGUGACCAGAACACCAAGCCACUGAUUGACUACUACGGUCUCUUCGAAAAGAGUACUACCAAAAAUCUGAUGCAAGCUAGUAGAGCUGAAAUAGAGAAACUAGUCCGUUUUUUCCUGGCAAGUCACGACCUGACCACGGACGAUAUUUACACGUUGGGUAGGAUAUUGACACAGAAGAAAGAGAGAAAGCCGACGAUUCUACUAGAAGCGGAAGUAUGGGCAAAACAGCAUAAUGUUACGCAAUGGUUCGACGUGAUCACAGCUGAUCUGCGAAAAUACUGGCAAAUGCAGGAAAUGGUAAUAAAUGCGCUCAUUGAGGGAGUGAACACGUUCAAAAAACGAUACGAAAGUGUCAUCAGCAAGAUGCAGCCGACCGGUACUCACGAGAAACCCAAAUUUGAGCAUUUGAUCGACAUGCGACUUGCGCAUGAGCGUGCUUUCCGUGAGUUCCUCAGAGAGCGGCAGUUCGAGCGUCUCAAAGAGAAAGCCGACGAGAUCGCUAGAUUCUACCAUAUGGCUAAACACAUCUGGAGGGGUAAACAUCAAGAAACAAAAAAUGUCAAGGCUCUUCGUAAGAUAUUCAGUGACGAAGAUUUCUAUCGAAUCAAGGUGAAGACUUCCGUCUUGGAAAAACUGUAUCGGCUUUACCGUAGGCAUCACCGUAUUGGAAAAUCAAUUCUUCCCAAGGCUCGUGUCCCCAAGAAAAGAAGAGCAGAUGCAGCAGCAAAGCGAGCAAAAAAACCAGUUGUCUAG
Cooperia oncophora is the source of this 807-nucleotide messenger RNA. The record is from the annotation of a GenBank genome assembly. Lineage: Eukaryota; Metazoa; Nematoda; Chromadorea; Rhabditida; Trichostrongylidae.